Anarrhichthys ocellatus (wolf-eel) is the source of this 3845-nucleotide messenger RNA. It is a transcript of the gene gpr39, whose product is annotated as G protein-coupled receptor 39. The record is from RefSeq and is a predicted model, not a curated record. The coding region runs from base 391 to 1668 and encodes 425 amino acids. Gene Ontology annotation, biological process: G protein-coupled receptor signaling pathway. NCBI's taxonomy places the organism in Eukaryota, Metazoa, Chordata, Actinopteri, Perciformes, Anarhichadidae. Gene Ontology annotation, cellular component: membrane. The transcript is spliced from 2 exons. Gene Ontology annotation, molecular function: G protein-coupled receptor activity.
GUGAAACCAACGACUCUGCACUAGAACCUGAGACGACUCUCGAGGAUCCCAGAUGAUCAUCAGGAGUGGGAGGAGAUGGAACAUGGCUUGGGGCCACACACUGGACUUUUGGUGAUAAGAUACUAAAUAUUUAGAACAAAGUAGAAAGUACUGUAUCAACGGUCAUGAAAUGAUACACCUACUGUGACUUGGAGUGUACUUUCCACUGGGAUACUCUCCUUGAAGAAUCCGGGAUUAAUCACACGCAAAGAGAAGUCUUCAGUGUAAGUUGUUAUCUCGGAAAAACAGCUCACUUCUGGUUCUUGGCUCUAAGAGACUUCGCCCAGCAGACCUGAUAAGCUGAAGGACAAAAUCAAUACCUGGGAAAUCAGAGCUCACUGCUCCGUAACCAUGAGUGAGGAAAUUGAGAUAGCAGAGGUGAAAGACUGGAGGGAGCUUGAACCCAACUACUCCGUCAAAAUCUUCCUGACAAUCUUUUACAGCCUCAUCCUGGUGACGGGUAUCGUGGGUAACUCGGUCACCAUCAGAGUGACACAAGUGCUGAAGCGCAAUGGCUACCUGCAGAAGAACGUUACUGAUCACAUGGCUAGUUUGGCGUGCUCUGACUUGUUGGUGCUCCUCAUCGGCAUGCCAGUGGAGCUCUACAGCGCCAUUUGGUUUCCGUUCUCAUCAGCAGGUGGGAACGCUUCCUGUAAGAUCUACAACUUCCUGUUCGAGGCUUGCAGCUAUGCCACCAUCCUCAACGUGGCCACACUUAGCUUUGAGCGCUACGUGGCUAUCUGUCACCCGUUUCGCUUCAAAGCCCUGGGUGGAAAACGCACCUCUGCCCUCAUCACCUUUGCCUGGCUGGUGUCCGUGCUUGUGGCCCUGCCGUUGCUGGUUGCCACAGGAACGCAGGGACACAUUCCCUUCCUGGCAGACACACCCGUCCAGAAUCUGACUUUCUGUACAAAUCUGAGGGAGCGCUGGGUGAUGUACAGGGUCAGCAUCUUCGUGGCUUUCAUUGUCUACAUGAUGGUGUUGAUCUGUGUGGCCUUCAUGUGCCGGGCCAUGGUCCUCGUCCUUCGGAAACCUUCAGGGUCCAUGGAUGGCACUAUUAACGGUGCGCUCAAGCACGAAAGUUCAAAGGUCAAGACAGCCAGGAAGCAGACCAUCAUUUUUCUUGGUCUCAUCGUGGGAUCCUUGAUGGUGUGCUGGCUUCCCAACCAGAUUCGUCGUCUAAUGAUGGCCGCCGUGCCCAAGUCCCGCUGGACCAUUUCCUUCUUCCGGAGCUACGUCACUCUCCACCCAGUGGCCGACUCCUUCUUCUACCUUAGCUCCGUCCUCAACCCGUUCCUCUACAACCUCUCCUCCAGACAGUUCAGGGAGGUUUUUGUUCAGGUGCUGCGGUGCCGCCUCACCAUCGAACACAUCAACAAGCGCACAGUGCGGAGCUCCCGCGCUGCCUCUGCACGCUCCCUCCAGCCCCUGCUGAUCAAGUCAUUGCGUCGCAGCAGGGCCAACCGUCCCACCCUGGCACAAGAGAAAACUCCUCCCACCUUUACAACCUUUCAGAGUCAAAGUGACUCAGGAGUGGCAUCAAAUACUGAAACUUCCCUCAGCCUGACUGAAGAGUCCGAUACAAUUCCCAAAACAAAGACAGAUGUACCAUCAGAGACUGAAGUAUAGUGUGUUGUACAAUUUAAUGCAACACAAUGAACAGUACAAUUACAUCUGCUUGUGCUGUGCCAUCAGAAACAAAUAAAGAGAAAUUCCUUAUACACAGUGAACACAGCAAGUUAAGUCAGAAAUGAUCAGAUGACAAUUUGGCACGAUUAGGAAGCUUGAUGGGACUCUGCAAGAAAUUGUUAUCAAGUCAGACAAUUAUUAUACAAACGUUGAAAUAUUCAGUUCAACAUAAAGACCCUCACAGCUUGAGUUAAAGUUAAAGGUACCCAGCAGAGUUUUUGACCACCAGUGCGGCUCCUUUUGGAUGUUUGCAUCUCGUGGGCAAACAUCCCACGAGGACACACGUACACUCAUAACACUCAUUGUACUUUCAUGUUGACUGCAGAUGAUUGCACAUGUGCAGUGCAUAACAAGGCCCCUCGGAACAGCACUGAGCUGUAAGGUGAUUCUAGCUUAGUGGCCACAGUUGGAAUAGCAGGUCAGUUGAUAUGCACCGGCCAAGACUACUUUUCCUUACAUUCGUCACAAAAGGACUCUCAUUAUUAGCAUUUUAGCCUUUAGGUCCCUCAUUAGGCUCAAUGCUCCCAAAAAUGUACGAGCCCAAGUAACCAAUAAAACUUUUUGUGUCAUCCAACUUUCAUUGGAACAAACUGUGGUUUUCUAUGUAUUGAAUGUCCUUUAAACUUUGAUGUCCCAAUAACAUUAAUAUCCUCAUGUUCACGAGGUUGGUAUGUUGGCCGACAUAAAAAUGAAGUUGUAUCCUACAUGUUGUUGUCCAACAGUUCAUUUAUUACACACUUAAGAGUGACAGUAUGACAAGUUGAUCUCUAGAACAACGUGCAGAAGCAUUUUGUGAUCUGACAGCCCUAUCGGCAGUUUCAAAUUACUGUUAUACGAAUAAAACUGUUUUAUGGUGAGACAAGGCUUUGGCUAGGGUUUGGUUAGGGUUGGACACAAAAAGGUUAUAUCUAGGGAAAGAUCAUGGUUUGCGUUUAAAAUUGUACUUGAUAAAAAAUAGGGAAUUUUUGCUGUUAAAAUAACUUCACUAUAUUUGUCAUCAUGGUUACAGUAAUAAACAUGUGGCUAGGGUAAGGAAACGAUUGAGGUUGUGGAUAAAAGAAAAUGGGAAAGGAACAGCAAUCUCCUGUGUUCAAAUGUUUUGUUGCUCUAUAAAAGACUGGUUCGGGACCCACAGGUGGGUCACAGGAGAUUUUAUCAGGGUCGAGAUUUAUCAAACAUAUGGCUGGUUCACUUAUUCAAGACAAUAUAAGAUGAUGCGGAAAUGGCAGUAACAAUGGUCAGGAACAUUCAUUUAUGCAAAAAUGGGAUUCUUCUCACGAUUUACAGAUGAGGCCUAUUGUGAGUUAGGUCACGAUUGUUUGUCAUUAUUAAAAAGUAGGUCCCCAGAAAAAAAAGUUGGGAAAACACUGCUCUACAACAACGUCACGUGUCUUCCUUGUUUGCUGCUAGAGGGCGCUGCAUUUAUUUUGUAAAUGUGUGUUGUUUUGGGGCGCUUUUCUUGGGAGACCAUUGUGUCUGAUAUAUGAUACAAUGAGCAUAAUAUGAACCUGGUGGCCAUCUUAGAACAAUUUUGUAAUCAGUUCUCUUAAUACAUUCAUGUCGGGCAAGCAAUAUGAAGUCCUGUGGCUUCAUGUUAUUGCACUCACUGACAGCUGGUGGCACUGAAGCCAUAAGAUACUUAGCAAUGCAUCGGCAAAGAUGAGGCAGAAGACGACAGUAAGCUGGUGUGAACACAGGCGUUGGCCAUGCGGAUCUCAAAAUAUUGGCUGUAAAAAUGCAUUCAACAUGUUUGUUAGAACUCCAGGACACUCCACAAAACUCCACAGGGCACCUUUAAGGUUCAGGUCACCUCAAAACCAACAACUCAACCACUGCAAAAGCAACGGAAUAUUACAUUCAGAUGGACAACACCAACGACUUUUAGCUCAUCACAUUACGUCUUGUCAUAAUAUAUGUGGCUCUGAAAUAAUCUCUGACAUGGUAUGCAUACUGACGCAACAUAUUCCCUGAUCGUAGGGAACUAGCAUAACUUUUAGGGUAACUUCAGAACUCUUUCUUCAAAGUCCAUCAGCAGUCUAGAUGCCCCUUAUCGUACCACACACUCACUGUACUACUGCUGCUCAACCUCAAUGCAAACGGUUCUAGUCAUUAUAAAU